Messenger RNA from Medioppia subpectinata, 1085 nucleotides. The record is from the annotation of a GenBank genome assembly. NCBI's taxonomy places the organism in Eukaryota, Metazoa, Arthropoda, Arachnida, Sarcoptiformes, Oppiidae.
CUGCCCAUCAGUUCCAUCACAUGGCAGAGGAUGUGAACAUCACGACAACAAUCCGCGACUCUGUCGUCGAUUUAUUCAUAUAUGCCGUAUUUCCGCUGCCACUUGCCCUAUUAGUGCCCCCGCCAUGCCUUAUGGUUCACAUUCAGUUUAGCCUUAUAUAUCAAUACGUAAUCAAUACUCCCCGACAACAUCGCGUACAUCACGGGAUGAACCGGUACUGUAUUGACAAGAAUUACGGCGCGUUAAUUAUGGUUUGGGACCGACUUUUUGGUACACAUCAGACAGAGAAGGAGAAGAUUCUUUAUGGAGUGGUGUCUCCGACACCCAAAACAUACGACUCAAUGAUUUUACAGUUUGGUUACUAUCGAGACGUUUGGCAAAAGUUUUGUAAAGUUGAGGGCUUUUGUAAUAAGAUGUCGGCCCUGUUUAAGGGUCCCGGUUGGACACCCGGUAAGCCACGACUCGGAGACAUCAAUGAUGUGCCCGAAGUUGACUACACUCUACCCAAGUCAUGGGCGGCACCGCUGGAAAUAAGCCGAUGUUUGGCAUAUUUUGCUUUUGAUUAUUUUAUGAUAUACUCAGUGAAGUGGCCGAUAGGCGCGGGUCAGUACCUACUGCUCAAUAGCCUGAUGUGGAGCACACGUGUGGCUCACGUACUCUCUAUGCUAUUUUGGUUCGUGUAUUGUUGUAAACACCGCUCGAGUGAUACGAGUGCUGACAACGAGAGCACUGAAUAUACGGUCGUCGGGAAGGGUGUAAAGGAUGUCGAGAGCGAGACCUCAUCGAUGGCCCGCAGGAAUGGCUACAAAGCAAUUGGUCUUAUAUUUUGCUUAUUCUUGGCUUUGAUUCCGUUUUUGUUGGCAUUUAUGACACAUCAAGAAAGUUGUAAUAAAAUGUUUAAUGAUAUGUAUCACAUGAUCUAUUAAUGCAGAAUGUCUUAUAAGUAAAUAAGAAAUUAUUGUGUUUCUAGAAUUGAAUUGAAUUUAGUUGUACAUUUAGUGUAGACCACAGUGUGUAAUUUUGAGAGGUUAUGUCCUGCAAUAAUGUUGCAUAAUUUGUUAUCAAAUCAAAUCAUAUUUUAUUUA